UUGUGUUAUUUGUAUACAAGAAGUAAACACGUGCAAAGUGGUGUUAAGGUUUUUAAGUGAAUUUUUAUUUUGAUUUAAAUAAAAGAAAUUAUUGUAAAAAUUUGUUGAAAAAAUGGGUUUAACUAAACAAUAUUUAGCUUAUAGAGCUAUAGAUAGUUUUAAUAUAAUCGCCAGUGGUCGCAGUAAUGUGAAUUUUGUGAUUUAUAAUAAAAUUGAGGGUCGCUAUGUGGUGGCAGCCGCUGCUGAAAAUGUUAUAAUUUGGGAUUUAAGAUUGGGCGAACGUGUUGUAACCUUUAGACGUGACAAACAGGAGGUAACCGCUCUACGUGUAUCACCCGAUCGUCUUCACAUUGCUAUUGGCUACAAUGAUGGUGUAGUGGAAAUUUUCGAUUUAACCAAUCCUGAGGUAUCAGUUUGUUCCUUAGCUGUACACAAAUCGGCCAUAUCUAUCCUGCGUUACGAUGAACAGGGUAUACGUCUAGUAUGCGGUAGUUUAGAUUGUGAAUUAACGGUAAUCGAUGUUAUCGAACAGGCUGGUACACAACGUCUUAUUGGACAUAAUGCUCCCGUAACUGAUGCUCAUUUUAUGGAAAAGUUUAAAGAACAAAAUAUAGUGGUUAGUUGUUCUAAGGAUACACAAAUCAAAUUCUGGAAUUUGGAAACACAAUUUUGUUUUAAAACUAUUGUGGAUAAUCGUACUGAAGUCUGGGCUUUGGCAUUUGUAAAUGAUCUAAUGAUAGCCGGUUGUGGGGAAUCAACCAUGAAUGUAUAUCGCUUAAAACCUAGAGAUGUUUCACAAAUAGAUAAUCAAAAUUUGGAAGCUGCUGUUGAGGGUCUGUCAAUAGAUGAUGAGGAUACUAUUAGUCCCAUAACCGUCUUAAACUGUGGUGUUAUACAAAGAGCUGGCAAAGGACGUUGUGUUAAUUUGGUGGCAGAUGUAUCGGAAAAAAUAAUAUCUUGUCAUGGUACUAAUGAUUUAAUAGAAAAUUUCUAUAUUUGUAAUGAAGAGGAGGCGAAAAAGCGUUUACAGAAAAGAUUAAAGAAAUCUAAGAAAUCAUCAGAGGCAGAAGAUAACAAUGAAGAUAUUUCCAAAGAGUUAUCGCUAUCAGAUGAAAUUAAAAGGCUGGAGAGUAUAAAGGUAAAACAAAAGAUUAAAUCUAUAGAUGUUUUAUUGGGAGCCAAAGAUGAAUUGAGAGUUUUAGUGAGUUUGGCCAAUAACACUUUGCAAUUGUAUAGUAUGGAGGCUGCUUUCAAGAAAACAGGACACGAGGAAACUGUAAAACUUUUAAGAUCACUCAAUAGACAAGGUCAUCAGUCGGAAGUGCGCAGUGUUUGUUUCUCUUCCGAUUCUCUGGCUAUUGGUUCAGCUUCGGCUGAAUCUUUUAAAUUUUGGAACAGAGAAUCUAUGCAAUGUUUAAGAACUGUCUCAACCGAUUAUGUUUUAUGUUCACAAUUUGUGCCGGGAGAUCGUUAUGUGUUGUUGGGUCUUAAAUCUGGCAAAUUGCUGAUUAUAGAUGUGGGUUCAGCAGAUGUGGUGGAAGAAAUUCCAGCUCAUGACAGUGAGUUAUGGUCUAUUGCUUUGUUGCCUGAUCAAAAGGGUUGUGUUACCGGCAGCAGUGAUUCUACUGUAAAAAUCUGGACUUUUGAACUGAUAGAUAGUGCCCAGGACUCUAUGGAGGUAGAUGGCGCUGAUUAUAUACAACAAUCUAAGGUUUUAUCUCUACUGCAUAAAAAUACCUUUAAAUUGGAAGAAAAUGUUUUGUGUGUCAGAGUUAGUCCUGAUAUGAAGUAUUUAGCAGUUGGUCUUUUAGAUUCUACCGUCAAAGUGUUCUUUUUGGAUACCUUCAAGUUUUACCUCUCACUUUAUGGUCACAAAUUGCCAGUUUUAUGUAUGGAUAUUUCAUAUGAUGGCACUUUAAUAGCUACCGGCUCUGCUGAUCGUAAUGUCAAGAUAUGGGGCUUAGAUUUUGGUGAUUGUCAUAGAUCGUUAUUUGCCCAUGAUGAUUCUGUUAUGGGUUUACAGUUUAUACCCAAAACACAUAUGUUCUUCACCUGUGGCAAAGAUGGUAAUAUUAAACAAUGGGAUGCUGAUACUUUCGAAAAAAUCAUAACCUUGCCUGGUCACAUCGGAGAAGCCUAUAAUCUAGCCGUUAGUCCCAAUGGACGUUAUCUAGUAAGUUGUGGUUCCGAUCGUUGUUUACGUUUGUUUGAACGCACCGACGAACCUUUAGUAUUACAAGAUGUCCAAGAAGAAGAACGUGAAGAAAUGGAAAAUCAACAAUUAGCUACAGGAGUAGAUCAUACAGUACCUCUAUUGCCUGGCUUAAAACUAGCCUCACGUAAAACCGUAGGCUCAGAAAAGGCUGCCGAAUCUAUAUUAGAAUGUUUAGAAAUCUGCAAACAAUAUGAUGUUGAGGAAGAUGAAAAACCCGAUUUACAUCCAUUAAUGCGUGCCUUAAAUGUUAAUAAUCCCAAUGAUUUUGUGCUAGCCACUUUAGCACGCAUUAGAGCCUCGGACUUAGAAGAAGCGUUACUCAUUCUACCAUUUUCCAAUGUCUGUGAAUUACUCGAAAAACUACCUGGCGUUUUGGAACAACGUUCAGAUGAAAUUGAAUUAUUAUCCAAAGUUACCAUGUUCUUAUUUAGAGUCCAUAUGAAACCCAUCAUAGGAGCCAAACACAUGAAACCUUUAUUACAAACUCUGGUUAAAGCUUUGAAAAGAGAUGUGCAUUCUUUAAGAGAUACUAUUGGUUUAAAUCUACAUGGUUUAGCACUAAUACAACACGAUAUAGAAGAACGUGAGGGUGUAGAACUAUUUCGGGAAGCUACACAAGAACGCAAGAAACGUGAUAAGAAACGACGUGAAGGUAUUAAAAGACAACUUAUACAAAUGGCUUAAAGUUAUGCCGGUCAUUUUCUAUUCUCUUUCAUUAAUCUAAUUAUUUGUUUUUAAGUUUAUUUUAAAAUUGAAAAAAAUAAAUGAAAUUUAUAAAAAUGUAUAAACAUUUAUUAUACAAAAUACAAAGUUCUUUCACAG
This is a messenger RNA of Lucilia cuprina (Australian sheep blowfly), 3037 nucleotides long. RefSeq names its product WD repeat-containing protein 3. Lineage: Eukaryota; Metazoa; Arthropoda; Insecta; Diptera; Calliphoridae. The transcript has 2 exons. The record is from RefSeq and is a predicted model, not a curated record. Gene Ontology annotation, cellular component: Pwp2p-containing subcomplex of 90S preribosome; small-subunit processome. Gene Ontology annotation, molecular function: protein binding; snoRNA binding. The coding region runs from base 113 to 2899 and encodes 928 amino acids. Gene Ontology annotation, biological process: maturation of SSU-rRNA.